AUGUACAUCACUCUCUACUUCAUAGUCAUACGCCUCCCUGACUCUCUUCACGUAGUCAAGGACCACAUUCUCACCCUUGACCCCACAGACCUCACUGACGACCUGCUCGAGAAGCACCUCCUUGCAGCUGAGACUAGCAUAUUCGCUGUAGCUUGUUCUGCUGCUGCUGCUGACUUCCUUCAUGCUGAGGAGGUCGGAGGUGCGUCUGGUCUGGUGGGAGGCGUCGCAACGGCAUGGGCACGGGAGGCACGAAUGGUGGAGGUGGCGGUGGGGGAGGUGGUGGUGGAGGCGGUGGAGGCGGUGGAGGUGGCGGUGGUAGCGUGGUGGGAGUGGGGGCGUCCGUGGCGGCAGUGGUGGCAGCGGUGGGGGUAG
Messenger RNA from Closterium sp. NIES-65, 372 nucleotides. The record is from the annotation of a GenBank genome assembly. Lineage: Eukaryota; Viridiplantae; Streptophyta; Zygnematophyceae; Desmidiales; Closteriaceae.